AUGGGAGCCAUCGUACCCAACUCCAAGAGGUAUCCGAGAGUCUCAGACCCACCCCCGACUUUUGGUGCUUCUGCCCAGCAUGCUUUCUCUACGGAUCCCGCUCCGAAGGAUCCGUACACCUAUCAGGUUGGAUUUGGAAAUAGGUUUGCCUCGGAGGCCGUCCCGGGAACUCUUCCGCAAUCCUGUAACGUGCCGCAGAGGGUCAAAUACAAUCUGUACUCGGAACAGCUGAACGGGUCGACGUUUGUCGCUUCUCGGGCCACUAUACAACAUGCCUGGUUCUAUCGCAUUUACCCGUCCGUGGCUCACGGAAAUUUAACAAAAAUGCCGCGCAACCCAGAUAUCGAGUCGAAAUUUACGUCUGGCAAUGAAAAUAUUGAUUUUGUCCCUGGUGGGCUUUGCUGGAGGGCUUUCCCGAUCCCCAACGCCGACGAACCAGCCGCAGACUUCGUCCAGGGGCUGAAGACAAUAGUCGGGCACGGAGACCCGAUGACAAAGGAGGGUCAAGCCGUGCACGUCUACACCGCGAAUACGUCAAUGAAUAAGCGCGCGUUCUGCAGUAACGAUGGAGACAUGCUCUUUGUCCCGCAGGAGGGAAGACUCGACAUCCAGACGGAAUUCGGAAGGAUGAUGGUACGGCCCGGGGAACUGGCUGUAAUCCAAACUGGUAUUCGGUUCAAGAUCGACCUGCCUGAUGGACCUUCCAGGGGCUAUGUACAAGAGCUAUUCGGAAGUCGUUAUGAGCUUCCAGAACUCGGUCCUUUUGGGAGCAACGGCUUGGCCCUUCCGCGUGAUUUCGAGUCUCCGGUCGCCUCCUUCGACAUCGAUACGUCGGAGUGGGAAAUCGUGUACAAGCUGGCUGGGAAACUCUGGUCUUGCAAGCAGAACCACACACCAUUCGACGUCGUUGCGUGGGACGGAAAUUACGUCCCUUUCAAGUACGCAGCCGAAAAGUUCGUCACUGCAGCUUACACGGACAAAGAUCAAGCGGAUCCCAGCUUGUACACGGUCUUGACAGCCAAGUCCAAGAUCCCUGGGGUUCCGGCAACGGACUUCAUGUUCUUCACGCCAAAAUACUCGUCAGCGACGAACGUUUUCCGCCCUCCGUACUACCAUCGAAACAUGGCAACAGAGAUCGUGGGAAUCGUUUACGGCGAUUACAAGGGCACGAGCCGCAACCUGGAGGCUGGUGGGCUAAGCUUCCAGUCGAGCUACAUGCCCCACGGAGAAACCCACGAGGCAUUCGAGCAAGCGACGACAGCCGAGAUAAAGCCUCAGCAAGUAGGCGAAGGGUUCCUCGGGUUCAUGUUCCAAGUCAGCACGCACUGCGCGGUGACACAAUACGCCUUGGAAAGGAGCGGAGUCCUCGAAGGCAAGCAAACCAUUCUGCCCUCGUGA
Colletotrichum karsti is the source of this 1398-nucleotide messenger RNA. RefSeq names its product homogentisate 1, 2-dioxygenase. The record is from RefSeq and is a predicted model, not a curated record. The coding region runs from base 1 to 1398 and encodes 465 amino acids. The transcript has 10 exons. NCBI's taxonomy places the organism in Eukaryota, Fungi, Ascomycota, Sordariomycetes, Glomerellales, Glomerellaceae. Gene Ontology annotation, molecular function: homogentisate 1,2-dioxygenase activity. Gene Ontology annotation, biological process: L-phenylalanine catabolic process. Gene Ontology annotation, cellular component: cytoplasm.